AUGAGUUCGCUAUCCAGGGCGACGGGGACAGCAGCUCACCCUCUCGAUCCAAACGCUGCGAAAUAUGUGCCCUAUACUCCCCGGCAGCGUGGUACACCAGCAGCGACGACAACGACUACAGUCCACCCAACAUCGCCCGGGCAAACCAACAUCAAUGCGACCACCAAACUACAAUUGAUGCACCUUAAGGCUGCAGCACAGAAUGUAGGGCUCGAUAGCAGUACCAUUGGCUGGGCGAUCCUCGAAAAGCUCCAGGAGGACGACGAGUGGGCUGAGAUUCUUACGACCGGCAAGGCUGGCCUGUUUCUCCCAUUGGAACCAGCAUCGUCGACAGACAAAAUCACCAGCGAAUUUAUAAGGGACCAUAUCUACUUCUCGUCCCACUCAGAAGUCGUAACGCUUUCGGGCUUGAGGGGCCAGCUGAAAGGCGAAACUCUCACGUUCAGGUCGUCUCUUUCGCCUACUUCAAGGCUUUUUGGUGAUUUGGUCAAUCCCAAUACACGUUCAGCGACAUUCACGAGGUUACCGCCCCUUCCCCACUUUACGAAUUCGUAUCCCAAGGUGCUGGUUCAAUCGCCACCGACAGUGCUACCACUUCCACCUCGCGCGACGCCCCCGACGAAACCUCCUCUACCACCUCGACCACGACCUUCGAACCCUAACAGUCGAAUCAUCGGCAAUCCGUUUGCUUCGCUAUUCGGAGCAUCACCGAAGGUCACGCCAGCACCUAUUCCACCAUCUCCACCGGCUUCACUCCUAAGCAUCGAGUCAAACUCGGACGCCCCCAUCGAAAUCACUAUCCAAACCACUUCUCACCAGCUAGUCUUUCCCGUCAUUUCGAAAGCGAUCAACAAGACUCUUAGAUCAGAGCUCCGCGAGAUGCUGUCGUCUGCGGGAGUGGAGGAUUGGGUCAUCGAUCGCGUGAGCGAGUUUACGAGCGGUUGGAUGCCGUUCGUCCGGAAGCCGCCUGGGAGUGCGACCAGGAAGACUCUGGAGAGCUUGAAGCAUCCAGAGAAGCAGGUGAAGGACAAGGAGUACGAGGUCAAUCCGUGCGAGGGGAACCCAGAUGCAGUGGCGGAUUGGGUGCAGGAAUUCUUCUCAACGCUGGAACAGGAUCUUAGAACUUCGUCUGCAUUGGUUAAGAAGAGUGCGUCGACGUCUUCGUUGCAUUCGCAAUCGGAUGCGGAUGACGAAAAGUCGGUCAAGGAGAAACAAGAAGAGCAGGAGGAGGAUUUAGAAACGAGGUUGAUGGAUGUCAUGGAGGCAGUGGAAAGGGCAAUAUCCGCUUUGUUUUACGAUCGCCUGUUUAUCCAAGCGCCGACCUCCGAGCCCAUUCCUCCGCCAUCCCCAGACGCUGUUCUUUCUUCUCGGAUAUCUUCGCUUAACAAACUAGACCUCAGUUUAGAGCACCUGGACGUCAUCGUCGACGAGGAGAUCAAGCCAGAGUUGAAUGCCGUGGUGAGAGCUUGCGGAGAUAUGCUUAGCCAACUAGAUUCGUGCAGGUGUCCAGCGGACAAAGCUGCGGUGAUGGUAGCCGCCCAUAAAGUCCUCGUCGACGGCUUAUCUCGCCUGCCGCCGAUACGAUUGAAACCAGCCUCUGAUGCCCAGUCUCAUUCGCCGCUGCCACCACCGAAGCCACUGGAGAAAAAGCCGUCGGAACCUCAGCUGGGCCAUAUCAAUAUGAUGAGGUCGACCUCUUCACAAUCGAUACCGAGGGAAGUGGAGGCCGGAUACGGCUAUGAAGACGAGAAAACUCCGACAGUUGCGUCCAUGACCAGGAUGUCCUCAACAGACAGUCGGAAUAUUCCUUCUCCAUUGCCGCUUUCGACGCCGCUUCCUGCAGAAUUUGCGUCCCAGGAGGAGAGGAGGCGUAGGUCUGAGUCGCCUCUUCCACCUUUGCCGCCCUCUCCCCCACCACCCACAAGAUCCGAGCCCGUUCUUGAAAAGGUGUCCGAGGCGCCAAAACCCAAACAGCCCUCUGAACCCACGCCUAUAUCGGGUGACACUCUCUUCCCACUCUUAAUCUUCUCCGUCGUCUGCUCCAACCCUCCGAACCUCUUUUCGAACCUCUACUUCGUCCAACGCUAUCGGGUGCCUUCGUCCACUCGUACGGGAGAAGAGAGCUAUUGCUUGAUCAACCUCAUGGCGGUUGCCGAAUUCUUGGUCAACGUGGACCUUGAAUCUCUGGGUCUGAGUGCAGAGGGUGCAGAAGGCGGGGGUAUUCUAGCUGGUACCCCAUCUUCGAGGAGGAGCUCCUUCUCACUUUCUUCAAGAAGCUCGACGCCUACGUCUCCCCACCAUCCUAUUCUCGCGCUCGGCAGUACGCACGGAGGACUAAGGAACAAGAUCGACCAGCAGGUGGACGCCAUCGCGGAUUCAGCGAACAAGGUGAUCAGUGGGGUCGUGGAUUCGUCGUUUGGUAUCUUGCGGGCGUUCCCGUUCCUCCCGGGACAGAAGGAGCAGGGGUUGGGAAAUCACUCGGUGGAAGGGGGACAUCAUGGUCAUGGUCCUUCAGGAGGGAGUUCGAGACCGACUACACCUGGCGCAGAGAAACCCCCUUCGAAACCAGUGUUUGGGAACCUGCUGCGGAGAGACGCUCCAAUGUCUACGUCCCCUACUUCCACUACGGGCCAAUAUCCGCCACUCUCGUCAUCGGUUCCAAAUCAAUCCACCCCUUCAGGAGGGUUCUCGUUGUCCUCGCUCACUUCGUCGAUUCCGAUAUCCAUUCCUAUACCAUCAAGAUCGAGGGCUUCGUCCAGUGUGGGAGGAGAGGAAGGACAGCAAUUGGUUAGCGUUUCAAGGCCUGCUUCUGUCAAGAGCAGGAGCUCUGUGAAGUCCAAGAGUUCGAUCAAGGGUUUGAAGGGGCUUAGGAUUCGGGUUGGCGGGAGUGCGGGGAGCAGCAGCGCCAGCUACACCGGUUCGGAUGAUUCGGAGGAUGACGACGAGGACAGUGGAAGCGGUUCUGACUCAGGGUCGGAGGAGGAUAACGAUAGUGAGGAGGAAGGAGAGGCUGAAGGAAGGGCUGGAGCGAUAUCGACCAAGCGCAGCACCGCUAGUUUCCAGAGCUUUGAGAGUAUGGUUAGGGCUGAGAAGGCGAAAGAGAGGGAGAGGAAGAAAAAGAAGCGGUCGAAGAACAAUGAAGACGCCGGUGUAGAUGAAAGUGGCCUGGCAACGGCCGUGCCUUCCACCAAUUCUCCUAGUGAGACCAACCGGCCCCCAAGGACGAGUCUUUCGGAUCGACUGGCCAGAGUUUCUUCGAAUCUCAAGGCUUCAGACCCGUCGCUUCUACUUCCUUCGGCGUCAACAGGGAGGUCGCCGAGUCCCAGUCAAAGUCCUGUUUCGUCGCGCUCACCAAGUCCUAUCCCGAGAUCUUUGUCUCCUCAACCAUGGUACCCUCCACGAGCUACUUCUCCUGGUCUGCAGCACCAACAUCCCGGUAUGCGAGCGCAAUCCCACCCCGACCCUCGAUCUCUACCCCCACCCCAACAUCAAGCACACCCUGUCCUUCGACUUGCACCUCCCAAUCCUUAUUUCCUUACAACACCUGCUUCCGAGUUGAGACUUUCAGAGGUCGGAGAGUUGUUGAGAGAGUACAGGAGACUUGUGGAGGGUGUUCGGAGUGUUGGUGGUUUCGUUGAGUAG
Messenger RNA from Coprinopsis cinerea okayama7#130, 3642 nucleotides. RefSeq lists its product as hypothetical. Bases 1 to 3642 code for a protein of 1213 amino acids. The transcript is spliced from 5 exons. NCBI's taxonomy places the organism in Eukaryota, Fungi, Basidiomycota, Agaricomycetes, Agaricales, Psathyrellaceae. The record is from RefSeq and is a predicted model, not a curated record.